Molecule: messenger RNA, 1071 nt
Organism: Prunus armeniaca (apricot)
Lineage: Eukaryota; Viridiplantae; Streptophyta; Magnoliopsida; Rosales; Rosaceae
Source: the annotation of a GenBank genome assembly
AUGGGGGCCAGUAGGAGUAGCGAUCCGAAUCAGGACGGGUCAGAUGAGCAGCAGAAACGAUCGGAGAUCUACACGUAUGAGGCGCCAUGGCACAUCUACGCCAUGAACUGGAGCGUCCGUCGGGACAAGAAGUACCGGCUGGCCAUCGCAAGUCUCCGGGAGCAGUACCCGAACCAAGUGGAGAUCGUGCAGCUGGACGACUCAAACGGGGAGAUCCGGUCGGACCCCAACCUGUCGUUCGAGCACCCGUACCCGCCGACCAAGACCAUCUUCAUCCCGGACAAGGAGUGCCAGAAGCCAGACCUGUUGGCCACCUCGAGCGAUUUCCUCCGCGUGUGGCGCAUCUCCGGGGAGGACGAGGAGUCUGAUUCCUCCUCCUCCUCGUCAGUGGAGCUCAAGUCCCUCCUCAACGGCAACAAGAGCUCCGAGUUCUGUGGGCCCCUCACCUCCUUCGACUGGAACGAGGCGGAGCCCAAGCGUAUCGGCACCUCCUCUAUCGACACUACCUGCACUAUCUGGGACAUAGAGCGCGAGGCGGUGGACACCCAGCUCAUCGCCCACGACAAGGAGGUCUACGACAUCGCCUGGGGCGGCGUUGGUGUCUUCGCCUCCGUCUCGGCAGACGGCUCCGUGAGAGUGUUCGACCUGCGCGACAAGGAGCACUCGACCAUCAUCUACGAGAGUUCGGAGCCCGACACCCCCCUGGUCCGGCUGGGAUGGAACAAGCAAGACCCCAGGUACAUGGCCACCAUCAUCAUGGACAGCGCCAAGGUGGUCGUCCUGGACAUCCGCUUCCCGACCCUCCCAGUCGUCGAGUUGCAGAGGCACCAGGCCAGCGUCAACGCCAUUGCCUGGGCCCCUCACAGCUCUUGCCACAUCUGCACUGCCGGAGAUGACUCCCAGGCUCUCAUCUGGGACCUCUCCUCCAUGGGCCAGCCGGUGGAGGGUGGCCUGGAUCCCAUUCUGGCCUAUACAGCCGGGGCCGAAAUCGAGCAGCUGCAGUGGUCCUCUUCCCAGCCCGAUUGGGUUGCAAUUGCCUUCUCCACCAAGCUUCAGAUACUCAGAGUAUGA